UUUGUCUUCUCUUUUGCAGUAUGUCCCAAUGGAGUCAAGUUCAGCAACUAGAAAUCAAGUUUUUGGAGCAGGUAGACCAGUUCUAUGACGAUAACUUCCCUAUGGAAAUCCGGCACUUACUAGCACAAUGGAUAGAAAGCCAAGAUUGGGAGGCUGCAUCCAACAAUGAAGCAAUGGCAACGAUCCUGUUGCAGAAUUUGCUGAUACAAGUGGAUGAACAGCUGGACCGGGUUUCACAGGAAAAGAAUCUCCUCUUAAUACACAACCUGAAAAGAAUCAGGAAGCUGCUGCAGGGCAAAUAUCAUGGUAAUCCCAUGCAUAUAGCAGUGAUCAUCUCGAACUGUUUAAGAGAAGAAAGAAGAAUAUUGGCUGCAGCUAGCAUGCCAGUACAGGGGCCACUGGAAAAAUCUCUGCAGAACUCUGUGGUUUCAGAACGACAAAGGAAUGUAGAACACAAAGUUUCAGCCAUCAAGAACAGUGCUCAGAUGACUGACCAAGAUGUCAAAUACUUGGAAGAUUUGCAAGAGGAAUUUGACUUCAGGUAUAAAACAAUACAAAGCUUAGAGCAGAGCGACAAAAACAGCACCCUCAUUAAACAGGAAAUGUUGGCGUUACAGGCGAUGCUCAAUACUUUAGACUACAAGAGAAAGGAAGUACUCAGUAAAAUAGGGCGUGUGAUUCAUGAAAUCGAUAUGCUUAUGAGCAACAUGCUGACUGAAGAGCUGCUGGACUGGAAGAGACGGCAGCAGAUUGCCUGCAUUGGGGGUCCUCUCCAUGGCGGGCUUGAUCAGCUCCAGAACUGUUUCACGCUGUUGGCAGAGAGUCUCUUUCAAGUCAGAAGGCAGCUAGAAAAACUGGAUGAACUGCUGACCAGACUGACUUACGAUGGGGACCCAAUCCCACUGCAAAGACCUCAGCUGCUGGAAAAGGUCAACUUUCUGCUAUACAAUCUCUUCCGGAAUUCAUUCGUGGUUGAAAGGCAGCCCUGCAUGCCAACACAUCCCCAGAGGCCAAUGGUUCUUAAAACGUUAAUACAGUUCACUGUUAAAUUAAGGUUGCUGAUUAAAUUGCCAGAGCUGAACUACCAGAUCAGAGUGAAAGCAACUAUUGACAAGAAUGUUUCAACAGUAAGUAACCGUAGAUUCAUUCUGUGUGGAACACACAUGAAAGCAAUGAACAUGGAUGAAUCCGCAAAUGGAAGCCUGUCUGUAGAAUUUCGACAUUUGCAACCCAAAGAAAUGAAAUCAAGUGCUGGCAGCAAAGGAAAUGAGGGCCCUCACAUGGUGACUGAGGAGCUGCAUUCCAUCAGCUUUGAAACACAGGUCUGCCUGUAUGGAUUGACUAUAAACUUGGAAACCAGCUCCUUGCCUGUAGUGAUGAUUUCCAAUGUCAGCCAGCUACCCAAUGCGUGGGCUUCUAUUAUUUGGUACAAUCUGUCAACCAACGAUCCUCAGAAUUUGUCUUUCUUUAAUAAUCCUCCUGCUGCCACUUUAAGUCAGCUCUUAGAAGUACUGAGCUGGCAAUUUUCCUCUUAUGUCGGUCGUGGACUCAAUUCUGAGCAGCUCAACAUGCUGGCAGAGAAACUUACAGGACAACAAGUUAGUUACAAUGAUUACCAGCUAUCCUGGGCAAAGUUCUGCAAGGAACAUUUGCCUGGAAAGUCUUUUACCUUUUGGGUUUGGCUUGAAGCUAUCCUGGACUUAAUUAAAAAGCACAUUCUUCCUCUUUGGAUUGAUGGGUACAUAAUGGGAUUUGUAAGCAAAGAAAAGGAGCGAAUUUUGCUCAAAGACAAGACACCAGGAACAUUUUUGUUAAGAUUUAGUGAAAGCAAUCUAGGUGGAAUUACCUUUACUUGGGUGGAUCAGUUAGAAAAUGGAGACGUUACAUUUCAUUCGGUGGAACCCUAUAACAAAGGUCGCUUAUCUGCACUGCCUUUUGCUGACAUACUGCGUGAUUACAAAGUUAUUAUGGCAGACAACGUUCCUGAAAAUCCUCUGAAGUAUCUGUAUCCAGACAUUCCCAAAGAUAAGGCAUUUGGCAAACACUACAGCUGUCAGCCAAAUGAAGUCUCAAAGCCCUCAGAUGGAGGCGGCAAAGGUUACGUUCCUUCUGUAUUUAUCCCAGUCUCCAAAAUCUUAAAUGAUUCUACAGAUCCACAUUCUCCAUCAGAUCUUCUUCCAAUGUCUCCAAGUGUUUAUGCUGUGCUGAGAGAACACCUGAGUCCCACUGUGAUCGAAACUGCUCUGAGUUCUCCUUACUCAACUGACUGAAGUUCACAAACCAGAAAAAUCAGUAAUCAUGUGUGGGUUAAAGAUGCAGUAAUUUUUAUAAUUUUGCCCCUCCGUCAUGUUUGUAAAUCAGCAUUUCCUAGAAACCAUUCAAAUGUUAUUCUUGGGACCCUGUUACCAAUAUCAUGUAAGCCAGGAAUCUUCUCCCUAGGGAUUACAAAUAGCCUCCUGCAAGUCAGAAUUCCUCUCCUUACUGAUAAAAGGCCAAAUCCUUUCUGGCUUGGAGGUCAUUUGACUUCAGCAAGGAAGGUCCAGCAGAAUAAUUCUGCAAGUAAAAUUUAUCGUCCAUAGAAUUGCUCCAAAUAAAAGUACAAGAACAGAAUGUUUUUCUUCUGAAAAUAGCACGUAAGGAUAACUAAAGACGUUAAUGCGUGUGAGGAAAUGAUGAUUUAUUGUUCUAAGUAGUUUCUGUUUAAUCAUCAUCUUGCACACUAUUGGUUUAGCGACUGUUUUAAAGCGAAGAUUCUCAUCCCCCUGAAUUGAGAUGUCCCAUAGGUGUCCGGGAUUUGCUUUUUCCAAAGAUGGACUAGCUUCAGCAUAGAUUUUUACGUGCCACCACAGCACAAGUUGUGGAAGAAAAAAGGUCCGCAAGACAAGGGUGUUCCAGAAAGGAAACAGACACAACAUUUGUGCUGUCAAAAGGCUGUCUCCAUUUUGCUGCUGAAGUGCAGAAGUAAAUCUAUUUGUGCAUAAAGCACUCACAUACUACAGCAAGAACUAUCAGAGUUUAACGUGGAAAAAACUGAUCUGGCAGCGUCUGGAUGCUAUCUGGUAAAUGUGGACUGGGAAGCAGUUUUAAAUAAAUAGUUACUGAAGAGCUGCAGCAUUUGCUGAUCACUGGGCAAUUUCUGCUACAUGACAAAGUAUUACAUGCCUGUCAGACUCAUUUAAUAAGCAGAAUAACUAGCUUUUGUAUAAAUGGUAAAGUGCCUUUUUAAAAUAUUCUCUUUUUUUAUUAUUUCAGGCACUGUGUAGUGCUGGGUUUGGGUUGUUUGGUUUUGUUGUUGAUUUUGUUUUUUUUCAUUUUCCUAUCAAUAUUAUCCCCAAAACCCCUGUUAAUGAUAAACAUGCAAUUCCAAGGCUGCUGUAUUUCAUGUA
This is a messenger RNA of Neopsephotus bourkii (Bourke's parrot), 3386 nucleotides long. It is a transcript of the gene STAT4, whose product is annotated as signal transducer and activator of transcription 4. NCBI's taxonomy places the organism in Eukaryota, Metazoa, Chordata, Aves, Psittaciformes, Psittacidae. The record is from RefSeq and is a predicted model, not a curated record. Gene Ontology annotation, biological process: defense response; cell surface receptor signaling pathway via JAK-STAT; response to peptide hormone. Gene Ontology annotation, molecular function: DNA-binding transcription factor activity, RNA polymerase II-specific; RNA polymerase II cis-regulatory region sequence-specific DNA binding. The coding region runs from base 21 to 2270 and encodes 749 amino acids. The transcript has 23 exons.